This is a messenger RNA of Parascedosporium putredinis, 1068 nucleotides long. The record is from the annotation of a GenBank genome assembly. NCBI's taxonomy places the organism in Eukaryota, Fungi, Ascomycota, Sordariomycetes, Microascales, Microascaceae.
AUGCCGACCCAGUCUACCGCCGAGGCGUCUGGCGCUUCUCAGCGCUGGCCCCAGGAAUCCUCGACAUCCGACUUGCCCUCCUUCUACUCGCCACCCUCGAAACCCGCUCAAGAGACGACGGACAACUCGGCAAACCCCAACCAGGCCGCCCACCCCUCCUCAGGCGAGCCCACGAUCCUCAGUCCCAUCCCGACCCACGACCGACUAACCCUAGAUACUCCGGCGUCCGCGCCCUCCUCCGCCACCAUCGCAGCUUCCCGCGGGAGGUUCCGCCUCCCCCUCCCUGCUCUCCCCCUCAUUCACCCCGCCCGCGACCCCGGCUCCAUCCCGAGCGGCGGCUGCGGCGCGAAGCGACCUCGGCUCUUGGAGACUCUUCCCAACGUCGAAUGUAUCGUACGCGCCCGUAUCCCUACCGUCUCGGGGUCGGAAAUGUUUUUGCACCUCUACACCAAUGACGUAGAUAACAAGGAGCACCUGGCCAUUGUUUUCGGCCCCCACAUCCGUAGCACCUCGCUCGAUGCGCCGAGGCCGGGCGAAACCGAAAUGGACCGCAUGAUCCGUGGCGCAUACGUCGGCAAACUCUUCCCUGGAAGGACCACCAGCCAGGCUGUCACCUCCGGAUCUAGCGAGGAGACAGCAGAGACAUCCGCUCCUACUCCCUCCGGCACCCCUCUGCCACCCGGACAACACGAGCGGGGAAUUAUCGUCUACCUGCGCCAGGAGGGCCGUGGUAUCGGCCUGGGCGAGAAACUCAAGGCCUAUAACCUUCAGGAUCUUGGCUCCGAUACCGUGGAAGCGAAUCUUUUGCUCCGGCAUCCCGCCGACGCGCGAAGCUACGGCCUUGCGACAGCCAUGCUACGCGAUCUCGGGCAAGAGCACAUCCGCCUGUUGACCAACAACCCGGACAAGGUCCGCGCCGUGGAGGGACCCAACCGGGAGGUGGUGGUGACGGAGAGGGUGGCAAUGGUCCCUCUGUCUUGGAGGGGCGAGAAGGGUAUCCGCAGUAACGAAGUCCAGGCCUAUCUAGAAACCAAGAUUAAGAAGAUGGGCCACAUGCUUGAUUUUUAG